Messenger RNA from Acipenser ruthenus (sterlet), 1783 nucleotides. Its product is annotated as FUN14 domain-containing protein 1A-like. The transcript has 5 exons. The coding region runs from base 71 to 550 and encodes 159 amino acids. Lineage: Eukaryota; Metazoa; Chordata; Actinopteri; Acipenseriformes; Acipenseridae. Gene Ontology annotation, biological process: autophagy of mitochondrion. Gene Ontology annotation, cellular component: mitochondrial outer membrane. The record is from RefSeq and is a predicted model, not a curated record.
GGAUAAUGGGUAUGAGAAAAAAAUGACGUCUCCCUGUCAAUUGCUGAACCGGAAUUGAUCUCCCUGAUCUAUGUCCAGGUUAGGUUCAGCUAGAAAAAUGGCAGAGAAGAAGAAAGAAAAGGGUGAGGAUACUUUCGAGGUGAUGGACCUUGCAGAUUAUGCCAAGAAACAGCGAUGGUGGAACCGAGUGUUUGGGCAGAACUCUGGACCAAUUGCAGAGAAAUACUCUGUAGCAACACAGAUAGCUAUCGGAGGAGUAACGGGCUGGUGUGCCGGGUUCCUCUUCAAGAAAGUGGGAAAGGUGGCUGCUUCUGCUGUGGGUGGAGGAUUCUUCUUGCUUCAGAUUGCAAACCACACAGGUUACAUUACAGUGGACUGGAAGAGAGUUGAGCAGGAUGUGAACAAGGCAAAGAAACAGCUCAAACUUGGUGCUGAGAAGCCACCAAAAGAAGUCCGAACUAAAGUGGAUGAGGUGACCACAUUCGUAAAGAAGAACAUCGUACUGACCGGGGGCUUUGCCGGGGGCUUUCUGAUUGGACUGGCAUCUUAGGAAUCUCUAUUGUUUUGUAAAACGCCUUUUCUUUUUCAUGUAUCACAAAAUGUAUCUCUUCAAUGUAAAGGAAGGUGAUGGUGUUAUAGCAAGGUAGAAAAAAGGCACAGUAACUGCAAUGUGUUGGAACCACUGCUGAGUUCUAUUCGUACAGGAGUUUGGGGUAUGAUUAGGACUUCUGAACAUGACAAAAACAUGUGUCUAGGUUUAUACAGUGCAUGGACAUUCUGUUCCGGAACCAGUUCACUUGCUGAUUCAAUGUAGUGUAGUUUUGCUUGUGUUGAGCUUUUUUUCUUAGAUGUUUUUUUUUUUUUUUUUUUAAAUGCAGACUUCAGUAAAGAAGGUUUAAUAAAAACAAUCUGCAUUUAGAAUUUGGGCAUUUCGAUUAGGAUAUUCCUGUUCCAUCAUCAAGGCUGUUUUCACCUUCAUCACUCCCUUAUUGUGAUUUUGUUUUUCUGGUAAAGUUUUUUAAAAGUUAGCUUUUAAUAAUGAGUAAGCUGUUAUGGAGCAAAGAGAAUAUCCCAAUAUCAGACCACUUGACUGGAUCUUAUAAUACAGAUUGGAUGCUGAUCACAUACAGGGUAACUAGGAUUGUACCACAUAACUGGCUUUUAUUUGUAUAUGUAUUAGUGUUAAAUAGUUACUUUAAACAAUACAGGGAGAACAGUGCAGUAAAGCUGCCUCUUCUGCAUGUUGGCCUGCUUCGUGAAGAACUGGGGGUGUAACUUACUGUCAUUCCUGUUUAAAAAGGAAUGUGACUGAGAAUACAUGAAGACAUCUGGCACUUCAGUUUACUGUCCCUGAACCCACUUAAUCUAGAACAUAACAAAACCAUACACUACUUCUCUGAAAGCCCAGCACAAGCUACUCUGUUAAGUCUUUGAUUAACAAAGAAAAGUUACUUAAGAUUGAGCUUCACAAGUCACGUAAUUUUAUGAAGUAUUAAAAUAGACACAUGUAAUGGCCAAAUAGUUCAUACUUAAAAAAAUUCUGCAGAUUAUCUAUCUGUGGAAUCGCGUAGCUUGUGCCAAAUAGAUUUGUAUUUAUUAUUUAUUUCGAAGCUCUUGCUUUUACGAUACCCACAACAUAAAGACAGUUUCAGAUGUUUUCACUAUAAUGGGACUUGCAGGUUGUUGUUUUUGUAUUGUUUUUUUCUCUUUCAGAUUAUUGAGAUGCACUGUUGUGUUUGUUAUUAAUAUGCACCACAGUGGAAAAUAAAACUUAAAACAAAAA